AAUUCGAAUCGUCUUGAAACAAAGCCAAGUGUUGAGAGAUGUCUGGCCAACCGCCAUAUGGCAAUGGGCCGCGUGGUUGGAAUCCACGUGCGCAUAAUCCUGCCUCACCGUCGCCCUCAUCUUUCCUAUAUCGUCCACCGUCGCCAUGGACAACUGCGCCAAGUCCACCACCAAUAAUAUCUGGGCCACGCCCGUUUGGACAUGCCAUGUCACCAUCACCGCUGGCCCAGCAGCAGGUGCGUGGUCAACGCGGUGGCACCCAAAUGCCACAUCCACGGCCACAGUGGCCAACUGGAGGCGGCAACCAAUCACCAGGACUAUAUCAGCCGCCAACACUACCAGCUGGACCCUAUUAUGGAGGAGCAGGAGCAGGACCAUCGCCGCGUCCCUACCGACCGGCUCCAUUGCAACAUCAGAACUCAUAUGGGGCACAACCAACUAGCUCCUUUCAGCUAUCGCCCACACCGUCGCCCAUUGUGUGCCAGACACCCAGUUCGGAUUUCAUGUACAGCAAUCGUCAGACACCAUUGUCCCAUCAAUAUCCACAGCCGGCACCACCGCCGGUGUAUCUACAACAGCCACCACCACCACCACAACCGAGACAACACGGACAGGAUCAGAUUGAUUUCGUGGGCGUGCCGUUGGAGCCUCCGCAACCUAAAUCCUAUGUGAUUUAUGAUGAUGAAGAGGAAUUCGGACCAUCGACAGCCGAAAUUAUUGCGAAUCAGUCGCAGGAUUAUAUCGAUGAGAAGCUUGCCGAAUAUCAAAUGACGAUAUUACAGUUGCAAGUGUAGAAAUGAUGCAUACCCGAUGACUCAGCCCAGUUGAGAACAAGAAAAAUCUCAUUCCUAGAACAUUUUAGACAACUGACAGUCAAGUUUUUCUUUCGUAAAUGUAACAUA
Molecule: messenger RNA, 902 nt
Organism: Drosophila willistoni
Lineage: Eukaryota; Metazoa; Arthropoda; Insecta; Diptera; Drosophilidae
Product: leucine-rich repeat extensin-like protein 5
Exons: 2
Coding region: 39-794 (251 amino acids)
Source: RefSeq, a predicted model, not a curated record